AUGGCGUACUCGUUCCCUGAGGAGGUGUUGGAGUACGUGUUUGCGUUCUUGAGCUACGACAAGGACCGGAACGCGGUUUCGUUGGUGUGCAAAUCUUGGUACGAGAUUGAGAGGUGUUGCCGGAGGAGGAUUUUUAUCGGGAACUGUUAUGCGGUGAGUCCACAGAUCGUGAUCCGCCGGUUCCCGGAGGUGAGGGCAGUGAAGAUCAAGGGGAAGCCGCAUUUCGCGGAUUUCAACUUGGUGCCUGAGGGUUGGGGUGCGUAUGUGUACCCAUGGAUUUCAGCCAUGGCUAGGUCUUACCCGUGGCUCGAAGAAAUCAAGCUCAAGCGCAUGGUGGUUACGGAUGAGAGCUUGGAGCUGAUCUCCAAGUCGUUCAAAAAUUUUAAAAUUUUGGUGCUCUCGUCGUGUGAGGGGUUCACUACUGAUGGUCUUGCCUCCAUUGCGGCCAAUUGCAGGAACCUCAGAGAACUAGAUUUGGGGGAGAGUGAAGUGGAGGACUUGAGUGGGCAUUGGCUUAGCCAUUUCCCAGACAACUUCACCUCACUGGUGUCACUUAACAUGUCUUGUUUGGGCUCUGAGGUGAGCUUUUCGGCUCUGGAGCGUCUCGUUUUACGGUGUCCUAACCUGAGAACUCUUCGUCUGAAUCGUGCGGUGCCUGUUGAGAAGCUCCCAAGCCUACUUCGCGGUGCCCCCAAAUUGGUUGAGUUUGGUACAGGUGCCUAUUCAGCUGAAAUUCAAACAGAUAUCUUCUCUAACCUGGUGGAAGCAUUUUCAGGCUGCAAGCAGCUCAAAAGAUUGUCUGGGUUUUGGGAUGCGGUUCCAGCUUACCUUCCAGCAAUGUAUUGUGUGUGCUCCAGAAUCACUUCAUUGAACUUGAGCUAUGCUACUGUUCAAAGUCCAGAUCUUGUUGAGCUCAUUAGCCAGUGUCCCAAUUUAAAGUGUCUAUGGGUGCUGGAUCACAUCGAGGAUGCUGGCCUUAAGGUCCUUUCCUCAUAUUGCAAGGAUCUGCAAGAACUUAGGGUGUUUCCUUCAGAUCCUUAUGGUGCAGAACCAAAUGUGUCUUUGACGGAAGAGGGGCUUGUCACAGUUUCGGCAGGUUGCCCCAAGCUCCAGUCGGUGCUAUACUUCUGCCGUCAGAUGUCAAAUGCUGCAUUGAUUACUAUUGCAAGGAAUCGUCCUAACCUUAUCCGCUUCCGUCUAUGUAUUAUCGAUCCUCAAGCUCCUGAUUACCUAACCCUUGACCCACUUGAUACUGGCUUUGGAGCCAUUGUAGAGCACUGUAAAGAACUGCGGCGCCUUUCCCUUUCUGGUCUCCUCACUGAUCGAGUUUUUGAAUACAUUGGGACUCAUGCUAAGAAACUAGAGAUGCUUUCUAUAGCUUUCGCUGGGGAUAGCGACUUGGGCCUCCAUCACGUGUUGUCUGGGUGUGAAAGCCUCCGAAAACUGGAGAUCAUGGACUGUCCAUUUGGGGACAAGGCUCUCUUGGCCAAUGCUGCAAAGCUGGAGACAAUGCGAUCCCUUUGGAUGUCAUCUUGCUCUGUAAGUUAUGGAGCAUGUAAGCUUCUAGCUCAGAAGAUGCCCAAGCUCAAUGUUGAAGUUAUAGAUGAGAGAGGACACCCUGAUUUAAGGCCAGAAACCUGUCCUGUUGAAAAACUUUAUAUAUACAGGACAGUUUCAGGGCCAAGAGUUGAUAAACCCGAUUUUGUAUGGACAAUGGAUGAAGAUGCAGUUUUGAGGCUUUCUUAA
Molecule: messenger RNA, 1746 nt
Organism: Fraxinus pennsylvanica
Lineage: Eukaryota; Viridiplantae; Streptophyta; Magnoliopsida; Lamiales; Oleaceae
Source: the annotation of a GenBank genome assembly